GAGGAUCAAUUCGUACUCACAAAAAAGAUUUGUUGGAUUCGGAUCUUUUAUUUAUCGCCUUAUUCAAACCUAAACUUAAUUCAGUUGCUGUUUAUUAUCUUAAGAACAUUUUAAUUAGAGG
This is a messenger RNA of Cetraspora pellucida, 121 nucleotides long. The record is from the annotation of a GenBank genome assembly. NCBI's taxonomy places the organism in Eukaryota, Fungi, Glomeromycota, Glomeromycetes, Diversisporales, Gigasporaceae.